AUGGUAUCGAAACGGUGAGAGUGACCGUUGGGGGGCAAUGCAUCAAGGGCUAAAAUUCGCUCCAACACAAAUAAGCAUUUUUGAAACUCCCGUUAUAAGCGAAUAAAUAUGGGCGAAUUAAAUGCUCUCAGUUGCGUGGGGCAGGAUGACCUCGUGACCUUGCGUAUUGUGUGCACCAUGGCACAAAACAAGCGAAAUAAAUUGAGCCUUGAGGAUGUGGACGACUAUGGAAACACCGCCUUGCUAAAAGCCUGUUAUCUAGGAAGAUUCGACUGCGCUCGCACUCUGCUUCAUUUCGGGGCGAAUAUAUUUGCUGUUAACUAUUUUGGACAAAAUGCUCUUACUCUGGCAACUUGUGCCGGCCAUUUGCCACUGGUCCAAGAGCUGUUGUGCCGACGAUCGUACCAGGACUUUAAUCGGUCCUCCUUGAUUCCAGCUUUAUGCGUGGCUGUAAUGAAAAAGCAUGCCGCUUUGGAAAAAUACUUCAUCGGACUGGAUCCGGUUGGUGUUCAUAGCACUCAAACCGUUCAUGGAUUGGGAGUUGGCGACCUAAAGAAAAUGGUAACUGAAGCAGAUCGUCUCAACAAGCGUCGACACCCUACGCCACCAACUUUUCUUAAUUGCAAAUUCCGUUAAUCAAAAGUGUCUCAUGUAUUGGAAAUUAUUUAUUUAAAAAUUUAAUGCGCUCAAG
Drosophila ananassae is the source of this 691-nucleotide messenger RNA. Its product is annotated as DNA replication inhibitor plutonium. The record is from RefSeq and is a predicted model, not a curated record. Lineage: Eukaryota; Metazoa; Arthropoda; Insecta; Diptera; Drosophilidae. Gene Ontology annotation, molecular function: protein binding. The transcript has 3 exons. The coding region runs from base 109 to 636 and encodes 175 amino acids.